AUGAACACGCUAUCGGUUUGGUGCGAACGACAGACUGCAUCCUUCACUAAGGCCUUUAAGAAGCGGUAUGUUACUUUUGAUCCGGAGUCUCGCAAGAUAUCGUACGCCGAGAACGAACAAAAACCCCCGAAGGGUGUCAUCAUUGUCACAAAGAUGGUGCGGUGUUGUCAGAUGAUGGAAGUGAAAACAUCUGAUUUAUUUACACUGAUUGUCGACGGGAGCCAUGAAGAUGGAAAAGAAGAUCAGUGGACUCUCCGCAUGCCAAAUCGUCAAAUUUUUGAGGAGUGGACAGAAGUCAUCGGAAAUGUAUGUGCAGCCGCUGGACUGAUGCAGCCGUUGAACUUUGGACUUCCCUCUGUCGAUCCACGAACAAAUCUGCCUUUCGCUCAAGUACCGCUGGAGUAUCUAUUUAAGUUUGCAGUACUGGAGAAGGCUGUCAUUCACUUCUUUGGUACUGUCACGCUUGUGACAUCCACGACGGGUAAGGAUAAUCAUCCGGCCCGUCAUAAUCUCGUGGUAGGGGAUAAGGCAAUUUACAUUUUUACCCAGAAUGCAACUAUUUUGUAUUGCAGCCUUAUCAGUCAUAUUCGAAGGAUAUAUCAUGGUCCUGAAGCAACCUUUUUUGCCGUCCAUGUCAAAUCACCAGCGCCAGACAUUGUGGUGAAGGAUUUUUCAGAAGGUGCACAAGUGGCUUUUAUCCUUGCUAGGUUGUUCCAUGUGACGACUGGUAAAAGUCUCAGCGUCAUGCCUAUCAAUGUUCCCACCGCUGAGGUACUUGUGGAGUCGCAACAGCUGCGGCUGAAUGGGGAUGAAGGGUAUAAGCUUCACGUUGUUUCACCAACUACCAAGUUGCGUCUUCGUCAGGUGAUUGAUACGAACAAGGAUGGAAGGAGUCUCAGCGGCAGUGUAAACAUGAAUGCAAACGGGGGAGGUCAAAAACAGGGCGUUGACAAGGCUCUCGCCGUUGAACCCACCGUCGUUGUGCCCACAGAUCCUCUUACAACACUUCUCCAUAAAAUUGGACUGCCAGAAUACGCUCCAAAACUGUUGAGUCAACAUGUCGAUUUAGAUGUUUUGCAGUGUAUGGAUGUAUCCGAUCUAAUGACCUUUGGUGUCUCAAAUAAAUCCCAUUGCCAAAUGAUUCUCGACGCCGCUUUGAGAUCAGACACGGCGGAUCCCGAAAAUGUGGGCGGUGAUGCGUUGGAUGAUUUUGACCCGAAGGCUGGAUAUCCCUCUGGUAAACCCGUGGGUGGUGUAACACUAAGUGACGAUGAGGACGAUGAGAUUGAUCUUUUUGUCCCACCUCAGAGGACAGUGACGCUGGACGAGGACUCGGAUGAAGAGCUUCUCCCUUCAAGAACCCCUGCUGUAAACGUGAGCAAACCACCAGCUAUCGUUAUUGAUGAUGAUGACCUUUAA
Messenger RNA from Trypanosoma cruzi, 1419 nucleotides. RefSeq lists its product as uncharacterized. NCBI's taxonomy places the organism in Eukaryota, Euglenozoa, Kinetoplastea, Trypanosomatida, Trypanosomatidae. Bases 1 to 1419 code for a protein of 472 amino acids. Gene Ontology annotation, molecular function: protein binding. The record is from RefSeq and is a predicted model, not a curated record. The transcript has a single exon.